AUGCCCCUCUUGAGCCUCUCUGAGGAGCUCAUUUUAAUUAUUCUAGAAGAGCUCGACCCUCUAUCACUACUACACUUCUGCAAGACUUCUAGAUAUAUACAUGGCAUCGUCAAAAAAUAUUCGACGUUGCUAUAUCGAUACGAACUUGCUUUGUCCGGUAUGAAGGACGGAUUUUCAAGCUCUUAUUCGCCGCGUGCACGGCUGGACUCGCUCCUCCACCACAGGAGAGGAUGGUUGACGUUAAACUGGACCUCAGAAGACAAGCUCUGCAUCCCAACACCAACGAUUGUUGGCGUCUCUGGAAGAUUUCUCUAUCGUGCCAGCGAAAGCUCUGAAUACGGGUUAUUUCAGUGGGAGCUUCAUAUCUAUGAGCUGCGCUCGUACAGGACACCGCCGGUCGAUAAAUUACAAUAUUGGAAAUUUAAUUUCCCUUUUGAAAUCCGCCAGGUCGCCAUUGAUGCUGCGCAGAAUCUUUUGGUGCUUGCAGAACUACAUUUCCCUUCACAGGAUGGACCUAUAACUGCUUCCCUUCACUUUCUUGAUAUGUGGAGAUGCCAGCAACACUCGCAGGCCCAAAAACUGCGUUUUCAAUUUCAGACGGACUGGUGGGGCUCCUUGCCUCCAGGCCAUCGCAUUUCCAUUGAACGCGUCCAAAUCUAUGGAAUCAUGGUCGGUAUGUCUGUGCGUCUUGGAGUUGAAGAAGGUGAAGGGACGACAGAACUGGUUCUAGUCAACUGGCGCACUGGUAUUGACCAACAACAACGGUUUACUGGUGACCUCCUCUCGUUCGAUAUCCUUAGUGAAUCCUCUUUGAUGGUACUAUCCCAUCCUGACGAGGACGAGGACGACGAUAGUGGAGAAUCUGCUGCUUCCACUUGGGAACGCCGCUCGGACGGGAUUUACCUUCACGAACGUGGCAAGCGCUCCCCUCAAAUCAUUAUUCACCAUGUACCAGAUGGUCAACGGUUGCGCUCAGCCCAGGUAAUAUCAUAUGAUUUACCAGAAUCGUGGAAGGCAAUAUCGUUUCUUCAACUGUGUCCCAACAAGUCUCUGAAGCCCAACAUUGCUCCUCCCGCGGGAACUUUCUUUCAGUUCGAUCCGUCUCAGCGCGCAACAGUCAUCCUCGUCGAGUUCCCCUCCCAUUCAAUACCGGCAGGAUGCUCCAAGAAGGUGGCACUGGUGAUGAAGGAAUCGCUCUUUGAGGCACCUGGUCUUGGCGAUAGGACUCUAUCAUGGGAGGAAUGGCAGGACCGCUGUAUGGUGGUCCAUUUGCCGGACGAUUCAGAAGCGCAUGCCUUCGAGGUCGUGGGGAGAAAGCUAGUAUUUUUCCAGAGUUUCGGUGAAGAAAACAAUGUGGCCGAUUCCCGAAGUCUUCUUCACGUGCUUGACUUUAACGACUAUGCAGAAGAGCGUCUGCGAUCGAUCGCACCGCAGCAGUCGUCUGCUUGGUCGUGGAACGGGAAAUGGGACACUACCAGUAAAAUCUUCAAGGUUGGCGCAGCCGAGUUUAUCGGAACGAGCACCACUCAAGUACAACGCAUCACUUGGGUUGAAGCCACAGAAGAUGCGGUGAUCUUGUACAACGAACGCGAGGGUGAAACUGUCAUCCGUGUUCUGACCUUCGGGCACACUCUCGUGGCUCCCCAACGUAACCUAAUAUCCAUGGGAUUUAUAUCAUGA
Molecule: messenger RNA, 1680 nt
Organism: Suillus clintonianus
Lineage: Eukaryota; Fungi; Basidiomycota; Agaricomycetes; Boletales; Suillaceae
Exons: 5
Coding region: 1-1680 (559 amino acids)
Molecular function (GO): protein binding
Source: RefSeq, a predicted model, not a curated record